AUGUUGGAGUGCUACGGAUGCGUAGGAAACCAGGGUGCCUUAGCUCAUAAGCCAGAAGCAGAGAAAGCCAAUAGGACAUCCUAUGAAUGGUAUAUUCCAAAAGGAAUCCUGAAGACUGGUUGGAUGAACAAACACCUGAAUUUGGUUCCAGCACUUGUGGUGGUGUUCUAUGAACUAGACUGGGAUGAGCCACAAUGGAAAGAAAAACAGUUGGAAUGUGCUACUCGAGUUGAAAUUGUCAGGCAAAGUUUGCAGGGAAGAAAUACGAAAGUUGCUGUGGUUUUGAUUCAGAAAAAAACACCAUUACCUCCAGGGGAAGAUGUUAUUGCAUCAGAGAGGGCAGCGGCUUUAUGUAAUGCUUGUGACCUUUCUGGAAAAUCCCUCUUUGUGCUUCCACACACUGAUCAUCUUGUUGGCUAUAUUAUAAGGUUGGAAAAUGCUUUCUAUGAGCAUGCACAGACUUACUAUUAUACAGAAAUACGAAGAGUUAAAUCUCAUAAGGAGUUCUUGAACAAAACCACUCAUCAGCUUUUAUUUGUUAGACACCAGUUCAAAAUAGCAUUCUUCAGUGAGCUGAAACAAGACACACAGAAUGCUCUCAAAAAUUACAGAACUGCUUAUAAUCUUGUGCAUGAAUUGAGGGCUCAUGAAACAAACAUGCUGGAAAUCAAGACCAUGGCAGGAUUUAUAAAUUACAAGAUCUGUCGCCUCUGUUUUCAGCAUAACACUCCACUAGAUGCAAUUGCUCAGUUCAGGAAACAUAUUGACUUGUGCAAGAAAAAAAUAGGAAGUGCGGAACUGGCUUUUGAGCAUGCUGCCUGGAUGUCUAAACAGUUUCAGGCUUUUGGUGACUUGUUUGAUGAAGCGAUUAAGCUGGGACUGACAGCAAUUCAAACUCAGAAUCCAGGUUUCUAUUACCAGCAGGCAGCUUACUAUGCACAGGAACGGAAACAACUAGCAAGUAUGCUUUGUAACCACGAUUCCUCUGUGGUAUAUCCCAAUCCGGAUCCCCUGGAAACGCAAACUGGAGUGCUUGACUUCUAUGGACAAAGACCAUGGCGGCAGGGAAUAUUAAGCUUUGAUCUCUCUGAUCCUGAAAAGGAGAAGAUGGGGAUUUUAUCCCUACAGUUGAAAGAGAAAAAUGUCCUUCACUCUGAGCUAAUAAUCACUUUGUUGAGUAAUGCUGUCGCACAGUUCAAGAAAUACAAAUGUCCAAGAAUGAAAAGUCAUUUGAUGGUUCAAAUGGGAGAAGAAUAUUACUAUGCUAAAGAUUAUGCCAAAGCUUUGAAGCUCUUGGAUUAUGUUAUGUGUGAAUAUCGCAGUGAAGGAUGGUGGACUCUUCUCACUUCCAUAUUGACGACAGCUCUCAAAUGUUCAUACCUGAUGGCCCAGCUAAAAGAUUAUAUAACGUACUCUUUAGAGCUACUGGGUAGAGCAUCUACUCUUAAAGAAGAUCAGAAAUCUCGAAUAGAAAAAAAUCUGAUAAAAGUUCUAAUGAAUGAAAGCCCUGAUCCUGAACCUGAUUGUGAUGCUCCUGCUGUGAGAACAUCACAAAAAUUGUGGGCUGACCGUGUUUCUUUGGCGGGCAGUAAUGUUUUUACAAUAGAAGUCCAAGAUUUUAUACCCUUUGUGCAAUGUAAAGCAAAAUUUCUUGCUCCUAGUUUUCAUGUUGAUGUUCCUGUGCAGUUUGAUGUAUACUUGAGAGCUGAUUGUCCUCAUCCUAUAAGAUUUUCUAAGCUCUGCAUCAGAUUCAAUAAUCAGGAUUACAACCAAUACUGUGUGGUAGAAGAAGCCUAUCAAAAAAGUGAUAUUCUGGAACAGUCAUCGCAAGGAACAAUGUGCUUAGUCCCUGGCAAAACGAGGAAGUUCACUUUCAGAUUUGUUGCAAAAACUGAAGAUGUAGGAAAGAAGAUUGAGAUCACCUCUGUGGAUUUGAUCCUGGGAAGUGAAUCUGGCCGAUGUGUGAUUCUGAACUGGCGCGGAGGAGGUGGAGAUGCUGCUUCAUCUCAAGAAGCAUUGCAGGCAGCACGUUCCUUUAGGCGAAGACCGAAGCUCCCAGACAAUGAAGUGCACUGGGACAGUUUGACUAUUCAGGCAAGCACUAUGAUUAUUUCUAGAGUGCCAAACAUUUCUGUUCAGCUUCGUCAUGAACCUCCUGCCCUGACUAAUGAAAUGUAUUGUUUGAUUGUGACAGUCCAGUCACAUGAGGAGACAGUGGCCAAAGAUGUUAAACUUACAGCAGGUUUAAAACCAGGACAAGAUGCCAACCUGACUCAGAAAACUCAGGUGACUCUUCAUGGAACAGAUGCAUGUGAUGACUCCUUUCCUGCACUGCUUCCUGAUAUCCCUGUAGGAGACUUGCAACCAGGGGAAAAGCUGGAAAAACCGAUAUAUAUUCGUUGUGGAACAGUUGGUGCAAGAAUGUUUCUGGUUUACGUUUCUUACUUAAUCAACACUGUCGUUGAGGGGAAAGAAAUCAUCUGCAGGUGUCACCGGGAUGAAACUGUAACCAUAGAAACAGUAUUUCCUUUUGAUGUUGCUGUCAAAUUUGUCUCCACAAAGUUGGAGCACUUGGACAGAGUAUUUGCAGAUAUACCAUUUUUACUGAUGACAGACAUCCUGAGUGCCUCUCCUUGGCCUCUCACUAUUGUAACCAGCCAGCUACAGCUGUCAACUUCCAUGAGCCCGGUAGAUCAACUGGAAUCUUAUGUAGAGAAUGUUGUUUUACAGACAGGUGAGAGUGCCAGUGAGUGCUUUUGCCUUCGAUGUCCUCCAGUUACUAAUGCUAGUGGAGUGGCGACUGGAUGUUAUAUCAUUUCCUGGAAGAGAAGUUCACCUGUGGAAAGUGUACCUGUUGUUAGUACGGUCAUCACUCUACCGCAUGUGAUUGUAGAGAGCAUUCCACUCCAUGUUAAUGCAGAUCUGCCAUCAUUUGGUCGAGUCCGAGAAUCCCUACCUGUCAGAUAUCACCUGCAAAAUAAGACCAACUUAGUCCAGGAUGUGGAGGUGUCAGUGGAACCCAGUGAUGCCUUCAUGUUCUCUGGCCUUAAACAGAUCCGAUUAAGAAUCCUUCCUGGCACACAGCAGGAAAUGUUAUAUAACUUCUACCCUCUGAUGGCUGGGUAUCAACAGUUACCAUCUCUUCAUGUUAACUUGCUGCGAUUCCCAAACUUCACUAAUCAGUUGCUCAGACGAUUCAUACCGACACAUAUUUUUGUAAAGCCUCAGGGUCGUCAAGCGGAUGAUAACUCGAUUGCAGCUGCGUAACUUUGAGACCUGUACCUCUGCACUUAAAGAAAAUGGGAUGUUGCACAGAAUACCUAAAGCUUACUUUGGAAACACGGCUUUGAUCAAACCAUAAGAAUUAAAUUUUAUUUUGAAAUUGCAACGCUUAGCAGAACUAAUGUUUAAAACAAAA
This is a messenger RNA of Cariama cristata (Red-legged seriema), 3418 nucleotides long. It is a transcript of the gene TRAPPC11, whose product is annotated as trafficking protein particle complex 11. Bases 1 to 3267 code for a protein of 1088 amino acids. The record is from RefSeq and is a predicted model, not a curated record. NCBI's taxonomy places the organism in Eukaryota, Metazoa, Chordata, Aves, Cariamiformes, Cariamidae. The transcript is spliced from 29 exons.